UUGAAGCCAUGACGUUAUCGGAGUCUGCCGACAUGGAAGAUGCACGUGGUGAUGUUUGUAUGUCAGACCGUUUGAUCCCAUCCAGGGGGACUUGCAGCGAAGUUCAACAGCUCAAACUUGAACGAGAUGAGAACUGGGCACCUCAAAACGAUUAUCACGAAGUUCUCUCUCAGAAUGUGUUGGGCAAAGAGGCAUUGAGUAAUGUGAAGAUCUUGAGUUACCAGCACAAACCCGUGCGACAAGACCCUCACCUCAAUGAGUUGAAAGUGCUGUACAGCAGCAACCGUGAUGGCAAAGCAACAGCACGACCUUGCCGUCACCUUCCCCAAAGUGCUACAAAGGUCCUGGAUGCACCUGGCAUCCUGGAUGAUUUCUAUAGUCAUCCUGUGGAUUGGUCAUCACAAAAUGUUGUUGCUGUCGCAUUGGCCGACAUGGUUUUCCUAUUUGAUGCCUCCACUGGAAACACAAAAAAACUUCUUCAAGUGUCGCGGGGCUCUGUCACAACCCUGCGAUGGACUGAAUCAGGUGGGCACUUGAGUAUUGGUUCAUCCUGUGGAGAGGUGCAAAUUUGGGAUGCCGCCUCUCAGAGGCAGCUCCGCAACUUGCGUGGCCAUUCAGGAAGGAUCGGAGCCCUUGCCUGGCACAAGCACAUGUUGAGCAGUGGAUGUGCAGAUGCGGAGGUUCAUCAACAUGAUGUUCGAGUCCGAGAGCACUUGGUGUCCCGAAUGUCGGCACAUUCGGACUUGGUAUGUGGCUUGGAUUACAACUCUGAAGGGAUGUUGGCAUCUGGAGGGAAUGACAACAUCGUGUGCAUUUGGGAGACGCCCACAGCAGAAACCCCCGUGCACACCUUCACAGAGCAUCAGGCUGCUGUGAAGGCUUUGAAGUGGUGCCCUUGGCAGCGCCAUGUCCUUGCCACUGGAGGGGGCUCAGCAGAUCGUCAGAUUUGUUUGUGGAAUGCCUCCAGUGGCAGACUUCUCAUGUCUACCAAUGCCGAGAGUCAGGUCACCGGCAUUUUGUGGGGAGAGCAGGAAAGAGAGCUUUUGACAGCACAUGGAUAUUCCAGAAAUCAGCUAUCCCUAUGGAAGUACCCAUCCCUUGUGAAGGUUGGUGAUCUUGAAGGGCAUGAGGGCCGGCUCCUGGGACUGGCUCAGAGCCCUGAUGGCUCAUUAGUUUGCUCCCCUUCAGCCGAUGAAACGCUGCGGUUUUGGCGGGUCUUUACGCCAGCAAGUCCUGACAAGGCCUUGGCUCCAAGCAACAAGACAAACACGAACACCAUUCUCAAGACCAUCCGGUAAGCUUCAAUGAGCUUGAAACUUAUCGCCAAGCCGGAGUGCCACGAGUGCUACAUGCGAAUAGUUUUUUGGAAUUUCUCUUCAUGCGCUGCCAAAAGGUGGCUAGUUUCUGUACUGCAAGGCGGUUUUACAAAGCUUUGCAGGGGUGCAUGCUUUCAAAGAGACCAAUUUCUUUGGCUGCGUCACAUAUCAGUUCAUGAAUUCAAAUGUGAAAUGCUGAAAUGUUCUUUAAUGCACUUUAUGGCGUCUCGCCUUUGAUGUGUUAAAAA
Messenger RNA from Cladocopium goreaui, 1564 nucleotides. Lineage: Eukaryota; Dinophyceae; Suessiales; Symbiodiniaceae. The record is from the annotation of a GenBank genome assembly.